GCUGGGACUCCAGGAAGUGGAGGCUUGUUUUGGAGACAGACACCCAUUACAGCAACACCGUGCCCGCAGCGAGUUAGAGGGAAAAUAACAUUAUAUCUAUCUAUCUAUCUAUAUAUAUACCUUCCUCAUUACAUCUUGGGAACUGGAAAAAAAAAAAAAAACUAUUCUUCCGAUUCUUAAAAAAUAGCUGCACAUUUUCGCUAGUUUUGUUGUUGUUGUUGUUGUUGUUCAGUAUUCGUUGAUUAAUAAUAAUAAUAAUAAUAAUAAUAAAAAGUUAGUAAGAAAUUGACUUUGCACCGGAGGCAUUGAUAAUGGGGGCUCACAGAAACGAAGGGCGAAGAGACUGGCUUCAGGAAGAUGCUGUUGAACAGCAGGUCGCCGUGAACCCGUGGAAUAUCAUGAUUAAACACAGGCAGGUUCACCGCAGGGGUCGACGCUCACAAAUGUCCGUCAGUUUCACAGACCCAGUGAUCUCCAUGGAUUUACUGCGAGCGGUCCUGCAGCCCAGCAUUAAUGAGGACAUCCGAGCUGUCUUCAACAAGUACAUGAAGUUCUUCCAGAAGGCAGCAUGCAAUGUGAAGGAGAACGUAGGGGACGAGGUGCACCCCGAGCAGUUGAUACGGGAGGCCUGUCAGAACUGUCUGGAGCAGGCCAAACUGCUCUUCACAGACGGGGAGAAGCCUGUGCUCAAGCCUGCUGUGGAUCUCCCAGGGCCCAAGCGAGUCAGGCAGAUGGAAGACGAGUCCAGUCAGAGAGGAAGCCCUGUUCCAAAAAAGAGGAAAGGACGUCCUCCAGGAUCAGCCACUGCCAACGAUCGUCCGGCUUCCACCGGCUCCAUGUCGAAGACCAAGAUGGCAGAGGUUAUAAAGAGAGAAGGUCCAAAGUGGGAUCCGGCCAGGCUGAAAGAAAGCACCACCUUCGUACUGGGCUCUCGUGCAAACAAGGCACUGGGAAUGGGUGGCACGCGAGGCAGGAUCUACAUCAAACACGCAGACCUCUUUAAGUAUGCAGCAGAUCCACAGGACAAGCACUGGUUGGCAGAUAGGCAGCACAUGAGGGCCACAGGAGGGAAGAUGGCCUAUCUCCUUAUUGAAGAAGACAUCCAAGACUUGGCACAAAGUGAAGACUACAGGGACUGCCCGGAGCUGAAGCUGGAUGAGCUCAAGCCGUUUGCCGUCCCUCUCUGGAUGAUUGAGAAGAUGCAGAAGUCGAUGGAUGGGAUGCGAUCUGAGAGGGAAUAGCUGGGGGUUAAGGGGGCUGGCAGGGGGGGUCUGUAGCUGAUGCGCUGUUGGGGUUUUAAUUCCAGCUCGGAAGAUGUUUUGAACCCCAGAGCGAAGCGAGUUCAGACCAGGGCUCUGACGGGCAUCUCAGUAGGUAGCCUCUGAUUGUGUCUCUGUUCAAGUUGUACCCCCUAUCGCAUAAUUACUGCCCUUUCCUUCCUGUCACUCUCAAGCCAGAGACGUUUGAUUAUAAAGCUUCAUCAGGAAGCCAUGCUCGGCUCAAGAGCGUCGCUUAGUCCUGAUGUGAUGGGGAAUUAAACACAAGGUGGCGCUGUACAUUCCCAAACGCUCAGAGCAGUCAUUGUGAAUGAACUGAACUGCAAACUGCUGUGGGAAUAAAUGAAAAAGCUGUUUGUAUUUUUUUAUUGCUUGCAUCUAAAAAAAAAAAAUUAUUUCUUUUUUUUUACAAACUGUAAUAAAGGGCUUCAUGCAUUAUAUCAUCAACAAACAUUUUGCUAAUAAAUAAAUAAAUAAAUAAAUAAAUAAAUGGCCCGUUAUCCAGUACUGGGUGUCAGCUGUCACUGUGAAUCGGUUAAUGCUGUGUAGAUCAGCCUGGCAACAUACAGAUAGCAAUGUGACAAAUAUAGGGUUAGACUUUUCUAACAGCAUUCUCGUGUCAUAGUUUUGUAAAUGCUAAUAGCUAAACAAAAGCGUGCAGUUGAAAGUGUACUGUAUUCGAUAGUAUUAAAGUUUCUUGUGCACA
Molecule: messenger RNA, 1983 nt
Organism: Polyodon spathula (Mississippi paddlefish)
Lineage: Eukaryota; Metazoa; Chordata; Actinopteri; Acipenseriformes; Polyodontidae
Product: deoxynucleotidyltransferase terminal-interacting protein 1-like
Exons: 13
Coding region: 312-1241 (309 amino acids)
Cellular component (GO): nucleus
Molecular function (GO): nucleosome binding; DNA binding
Source: RefSeq, a predicted model, not a curated record